CCUGCCCCAUAAUAACAGUGCAGUAACUCUUGGGCUGUGCUUAUUGUUGUUUUUAUUGUUUUAAUCCUCAGAUGUCCUCACUGUGUGACAAUAGUCAUCCUAAACAGGAUGCACUACCCAAGGAAGAUGGUGUAAAAAAUGGUGACAUAGAUGUAGACUUUAGUCAGCUGAAACUCGAUGACAAAGACUGCAAAAAUUAUCAAGAAGUAAGUGAAGACUGGUUUGAUGCUAAAGAAAACCUGACAGGAGUUGACUUGUCAGUAAUACAAGAAAAUCAAAUAGAAAAAGACAAAGGGGAUCCAAAGUUUCCACAAG
This is a messenger RNA of Ailuropoda melanoleuca (giant panda), 315 nucleotides long. RefSeq names its product RNA-binding protein 44-like. The record is from RefSeq and is a predicted model, not a curated record. The annotation marks the transcript as partial. The transcript has 2 exons. Lineage: Eukaryota; Metazoa; Chordata; Mammalia; Carnivora; Ursidae.